AUGGCAGGAAAAGAGGAUGGCGUCUCCUUGGCCGGCUCGGUUGCCGGGGACAAGUCCGACACCCUCGGCUCUGCUGCCUCGGGCAAGAAGAGGGGUGGUGGACAGAAGAAGCAGAUACAAGCCAACAAAUCUGCUCUCCGAGCCCCUCGAGCUCUCUGCUGCCUCACCCUCAGUAACCCCAUUCGCAUGGCUGCCUUAGCCCUUGUUGAAUGGAAAUAUCCUUCAAUGAUGAUACCUUUUGAUAUCUUCAUUCUACUUGCUAUAUUUGCCAACUGUGUGGCCCUGGGUGUAUCUAAACCCUUCCCUGAGGAGGACUCCAAUUCCACCAACCACAACCUGGAACAAGUAGAGUAUGUCUUCCUGGUCAUCUUCACCAUUGAAACCUUCACUAAGAUCCUGGCCUAUGGCUUGGUCAUGCACCCUAGCGCCUACAUCCGCAGUGGCUGGAAUUUGCUUGAUUUUGUCAUCGUUGUCGUCGGGUUGUUCAGUGUGGUUGCUGAGGGGACGGCCGACCACAAGCCUGGAGAGGCCCACCACGCAGCAGGCAAACCAGGAGGACUGGAUGUCAAAGCGCUCAGAGCCUUCAGGGUGCUGCGACCCCUUAGGCUGGUGUCUGGCGUACCCAGUCUCCAGAUUGUCUUGAAUUCCAUCAUGAAGGCCAUGGUUCCCCUACUCCACAUUGGUCUGCUGGUCAUGUUUGUCAUCAUCAUCUAUGCCAUCAUCGGCCUGGAGCUCUUCCUCGGCAGGAUGCACAAGACCUGUUUCUACUUGGGCACAGAACUGAACGUGGAUGAUGACCCCACACCGUGUGCGUUUGCUGGGAAUGGGCGCAAUUGUGUGGGCAAUGGGACAGAGUGCAGAGGACCGUGGGAGGGGCCUAAUGGCGGGAUCACCAACUUUGACAACAUAUUCUUUGCCAUGUUGACUGUGUUCCAGUGUAUCACCAUGGAGGGCUGGACCGAUGUGCUCUACUGGAUGAAUGAUGCAAUUGGCUUUGAAAUACCCUGGGUGUACUUUGUCUCUCUGGUCAUAUUUGGCUCGUUUUUCGUUCUCAACCUUGUAUUGGGAGUGUUGAGCGGAGAGUUCUCCAAGGAACGAGAGAAGGCCGUGGCUCGUGGAGAGCUGCAGGACGCCCAGAAUAAGAAGCAGAUGGAGGAGGAUAUGUGUGGCUACAUGGACUGGCUCAUCGAGGCCGAGGAUGUGGAUGAGGAAGGAAACAAACGUAUGCCGGUUUUUGACCCUUCCGCUCCUCAUAUAACUUGUCUCCUGUCUCUCACUUCACUCAGUGAACAGCUAUGCCAACUGAACCACGCCUUUCGGAAGAACUGUCGUGUAGCAGUCAAAUCCCAGAACUUCUAUUGGCUGGUGCUUCUUCUGGUGUUUCUCAACACUGCAGCCAGUGCCUCUGAACACUACGGCCAGCCCAAGUGGCUCACUGAGAUGCAGGAGCGGGCCAAUAAGAUCCUGUUGAUGUUGUUCACGCUGGAGAUGCUGUUAAAGAUGUACAGUUUCGGUUUCCAGAUUCACUUCAUGGCUCUGUUUAACCGCUUCGACUGCUUCGUGGUGUGUGGUGGCAUCCUGGAGACGGUCCUGGUUGAGUUGCAGAUCAUCCCUCCCAUCGGCAUCUCCGUGCUGCGCUGCGUCCGCCUGCUCAGGGUGUUCAAAGUGACACGGCACUGGGCAGCCCUAUCAAACCUGGUCAAUUCCCUGCUCAACUCCAUGAAGGCUAUCUGCUCCCUGCUGCUCCUGCUUUUCCUCUUCCUCAUCAUCUUCUCCCUGCUGGGGAUGCAGCUGUUUGGGGGCAAGUUCAACUUUGAUGAGACUCAGAUGAAGAGAAGCACGUUCGACACUUUCCCCCAGGCCCUGCUCACCUGCUUCCAGAUCCUUACAGGAGAGGACUGGAAUGCUGUGAUGUAUGAUGGGAUCAUGGCUUAUGGCGGGCCAGUCUUCCCACAGAUGAUUGUGUGUGUCUACUUCGUCUCCCUCUUUGUUGUAGGCAACUAUAUCCUGCUCAAUGUCUUCUUGGCUAUCGCUGUGGACAACUUGGCAGGUGGCGAUGGUGGAAAAAAGCAAGUAGAAGAGAAAAAGGAUGAUGAAGAGGACUGGGAUGAAGAUGAAGACAAAGAGGAAGAUGCGGCGAAUGAGAUGGAUGACUGGGAGGAGAAUGAGGAGUUGAGAGCCAUCGAGGGUCUGGAGGGAAUCAUGCCUGUGAAGCCUGAAUCCGCUCCAAAAGAGAAGAUUGAACCCAUUCCAGAUGGGAGCUCCUUCUUCAUUCUUGGAAAGAGAAACUGCCUUCGAGUGGCCUGUCAUAAUCUCAUCCACCACUCCUACUUCACCAACCUCAUCCUUGUCUUCAUCAUCGCCAGUAGUAUUUCUCUGGCCGCUGAGGAUCCAAUCAGAGCUCACUCCUUUAGGAACAACAUGCUUGGCUACGCUGAUUAUGCAUUCACCUCCAUAUUCACUGUGGAAAUCAUACUGAAGGUGACGGUUUUUGGUGCGUUCCUUCAUCCUGGUUCCUUCUGUAGGAAUGCCUUCAACCUCCUGGAUCUGCUGGUUGUCAGUGUGUCUCUCGCGUCCUUCUUCCUCCAUUCCAGCGCUAUCUCUGUGGUCAAGAUUUUCAGGGUACUCAAAGUGCUCAGGCCUCUUCGAGCUAUCAACAGAGCCAAGGGACUCAAGAAUGUAGUGCAGUGCGUGUUUGUGGCAAUCAAAACCAUCGGAAACAUCUUGAUCGUCACAACACUCCUCCAGUUCAUGUUUGCUUGUAUUGGAGUGCAGCUCUUCAAGGGAAGAUUCUACAGUUGCACCGAUGAAGCUAAACACACUCCAUAUGAGUGCAUGGGGACGUUUGUGGUGUAUAAGGAUGGGGAUAUGAAUCACCCUAUGGUGAGAGAGAGGAAAUGGCAAAACAGUGAAUUCAACUUUGACAAUGUGCUGCAGGGCAUGCUGGCCCUGUUCACUGUGUCUACAUUUGAAGGCUGGCCACAGCUGCUGUACAAGGCCAUCGACGCCAAUGCUGCGAACCACGGCCCUAUUUACAACUACCGCGUGGAAAUCUCCAUAUUCUUCAUCAUCUACAUCAUCAUCAUCGCCUUCUUCAUGAUGAACAUCUUCGUGGGCUUCGUCAUCAUCACGUUCCGUGAACAGGGAGAAUCUGAGUUCAAAAACUGCGAACUGAACAAAAAUCAAAGACAGUGUGUACAGUACGCUCUGAAAGCCAAGCCCAUCAAGAUCUACAUUCCCAGAAACCCGUCCCAGCUGAAGUUCUGGAAGAUCAUCGCCUCCAGCCAGUUUGAGUACAUCAUGUUUGUCUUAAUUCUUCUCAACACCCUCACCUUGGCUGUGCAGCAUUAUGAGCAGUCUAAAACAUUCAACUCUGUGAUGGACAUGCUCAACUUGAUCUUCACAGCACUAUUUACCAUAGAGAUGGUCAUCAAGCUACUGGCUCUCAGAACACAUCAAUAUUUCAUUGAUGCCUGGAACUCCUUUGACGCUCUGAUCGUUGUGGGCAGUGUGCUAGACAUCGUGGUCUCAGAGCUGAGUGCAAUCGAGGCCGCAGCCCAAGCUGCAGCUGUAGCCGUACCCGGAGCUCCACCCGGGGCCAAGAAGGAAAGCGGAAAAGUGUCCAUCACAUUCUUUCGUUUGUUCCGAGUCUUGCGAUUGGUCAAGCUGCUCAGCAAAGGGGAGGGCAUUCGAACCCUCCUCUGGACUUUUGUCAAGUCCCUCCAGGCCUUGCCAUAUGUCGGUCUACUUAUUGCGAUGAUUUUCUUCAUCUACGCUGUGAUCGGCAUGCAGACAUUUGGAAAGAUUGCUAUAGAUGACAACUCACAUAUCAACAGGAACAACAACUUCCAGACCUUCUUCAUGUCUGUCCUGCUGCUCUUCAGGUGUGCCACCGGAGAGCAGUGGCAGGAGAUCAUGUUGGCAGCGUUGCCAGGGAGACCCUGUGACCCUGAGUCAGACUUUGAGCCCGGGGAUGACAACAUGUGCGGCAGCAACCUGGCUUACAUCUACUUCAUCAGCUUCUUCAUGCUCUGCGCUUUCCUGAUCAUUAACUUGUUCAUUGCUGUCAUCAUGGACAACUUUGAGUACCUGACCAGAGAUUGGACUGUACUGGGAACUCAUCACCUGGACGAGUUCAAACGAGUCUGGUCGGAUUAUGACCCAGAGGCGACGGGUCGAAUCAAACAUAUCGAUGUGGUCACUAUGCUGCGCAGGAUCCAGCCACCCCUUGGUUUUGGCAAACUGUGCCCCCAUCGUGUGGCCUGUAAGAGGCUGGUUGCUAUGAACGUGCCGCUGCACAGCGACGGGACAGUCACCUUCAAUGCCACCCUGUUUGCACUGGUCAGAACCUCACUCAAGAUCAAGACCGAGGGGCCUGUUGACCAGGACAACGAGGAGCUCAGGGCCAUCAUUAAGAAGAUAUGGAAGCGCACUAAGCCCAAGCUCCUUGAAGAGGUCAUUCCACCCCCUAGAGGGGAAGAGGUGACUUGUGGGAAGUUCUAUGCCAGCUUCCUGAUCCAGGACUACUUCAAAAAGUUCCGCAAGAGGAAGGAGCGGGAGAGGAAGAAGAAGGGAAAGGACAAGAAAGACUCACUCCAGGCAGGGCUCAGGUCACUGCAGGCACUGGCCCCAGAGUUGCAUCUGGCCUUGGCAAUGGAGGGAGAGGAUGAGGAGGGUGUGGAGGGAGAGUUGGAUGAAGAGUUCUUCAAGAAUGACAACGUUUUCGAAGAUCCUGGCACCUCUGCCACAAGUACUCCAUCCACCACUCACAUGCCAGCUGACAUAGAGGAGGGCACCACCACUAUCUUCAUGGAGCCCUUCGUCGAGCCCACAAUAUCCAGCAAUGUGGUCACAGAACAGCCAUUGUCAGUCAGCGAGAAACCAGAAUCAGCUCUCUCAUCCUUUGAUGUAGUGAUGGAACAGCCCACGAGAUCUGAGGCCAUCCCUCCACCAGAAGACACACCAUCCCCGCCCCAACCAGCCCCAGCCGCAUCACCACCAAAAGAUCCAUCCCCUCCCCAACCAGCACCAGCCGCAAACCCACCAAAUGCCCCAUCCCAGCCCCAACCAGCCCCAGUUGCAUCCUCACCAAAUGUUGCUUCUCCACCACAGGUGGUUACUCAAUCCCCACCUCAAAUAGUGUUAGCCCCACCAGAACCAGAGGCACCUCAAAUAGUUUUAGAGGCAGCCCCUGCCCCACCUCAACCAGAGCCAUUGAUGGAGGGAAGAGGAGGUGAAACGUCCACUACACAGCAGGUGUACUACCCACAGUACCCAGUGGGCAUGCCAACAAACAACGGGCAUGUGUAUCAAGAGCAACCUGUAGCAUCCCCUAUCCCGUCAGAGUACAUGCAGAGUCCUACUCCUAACUUCACCAAUGGGAGAGCUGCAGGAGUGCCCUACGCCAAUGGAAACGGCAUGAAUGGGAACAUCUACAAUGGCGGUACGAAUGGAGGUAGUGUGAAUGGAGAUAGCAUCACCGGAAGUAGCAUGAGUGGCUACACUGGCAACGGUUACAACGGAAAUGGAUACAAUGGAAACGGCUACAAUGGAAACGGUAACGGAUUGGAGCAGUAUGUCCGGAGACGUGUUCUUCCUCCCACUCCUGCAGGUCGCAAGCCGCCCUCCUUUAACAUCCAGUGUCUGAGGGCACAGCAUAGCGCGGAUGACAUCCCCAUCCCUGGCACGUACGAGAGUAACUCGCCCCCAUGCAGAUCCAGACUGACCCUUGACUCCCGCCGCAGCAGUGCCUCCUCCAUGUCCUCUGCCUCCUGGGCCAACAACGGAGGAGGACAUGCAGGGUUGACGCCAGGAGCAGGGGUGUCGGCAGCAUCAGCAGCAGCAGCGAAGAGAGGGCGUCUGCUCUACGCCCCUCUGAUGCUGGUGGAUGAAGCCAGGGGCACCAAGCAGGUGUGGGGAGACAGGACCCAGGCCACCUCCAGCCUCCCUGCUAUUGCAACCAGGCCCAGUGGCUGGUACCCUGGAGCCCCAACACUCCCUGUGCCCACCCCCCAGAACAGGAGCUACACCAAUGGCAGGGUGCCCUCCCAGAUCAGCCAGAGCCUCAUAGAGAAGGGCAGUGCAGACAGCCUGGUGGAGUCGAUCCUGAUAUCGGAAGGCUUGGGCCUCUAUGCAAGAGACCCAAAGUUUGUGAACUUCGCCAAGCGGGAGAUCGCGGACGCAUGUAACAUGACCAUUGAUGAGAUGGAGAACGCAGCCACAGACCUGCUGACCCGUUCGGCGGGCCAGCCAAUAGGACGCUUCGAGGAGGAGCUGGCUGACGAGAUGAACUGUGUGAUUUCCUACUGAGACUAGAGA
Molecule: messenger RNA, 6318 nt
Organism: Salvelinus namaycush (lake trout)
Lineage: Eukaryota; Metazoa; Chordata; Actinopteri; Salmoniformes; Salmonidae
Product: voltage-dependent L-type calcium channel subunit alpha-1D-like
Exons: 43
Coding region: 1-6309 (2102 amino acids)
Biological process (GO): calcium ion import across plasma membrane
Cellular component (GO): membrane; voltage-gated calcium channel complex
Molecular function (GO): high voltage-gated calcium channel activity
Source: RefSeq, a predicted model, not a curated record